Molecule: messenger RNA, 2343 nt
Organism: Pyricularia grisea
Lineage: Eukaryota; Fungi; Ascomycota; Sordariomycetes; Magnaporthales; Pyriculariaceae
Exons: 4
Coding region: 347-1894 (515 amino acids)
Molecular function (GO): metal ion binding
Source: RefSeq, a predicted model, not a curated record
UUCUCUUUUACUCUUUCUUCCCAUGUUUCGGUCAUCAGCUGUUCCUCAAUUUUAAGGGACACUUUUUCCAUUCAUCUUUUUAUCAGUCGUAUUUCUAAUCAUUUUUUAUUUUUUUUUAUUCCUUUACAUUGCGUCGUCUGGAAGCACGUAGAGUGUCGACAGUGAUAGUAUUGAUCUAGAGACGGGAGAUAAAAUCACGAAAAGAAGACCUGUUCCUCUUGGUCUAUUUCGACAGGUUUGAGUGUGGGAUUUCACAUAAUCUUCAUUCUUCGUUGACAUUUCCAUCUUUUCUUUACCUUACUUCCCUACCUACCUACUACCAACAUCACAACCUGUUCUCCUCGUCAUGUCCUCGGGGUCACCGAAUGAAAAAGAUCCAAUGGAGUUUUUGAAUGCCGAGAUUCAAAAUUUCAGGGAAAGCGAUCGCCGUCGAGAAACGCUCCUGGCUGACCUUGUUACCGAGUAUGGAAAGCUACAAGCACUUUAUAAGGACAAAUGCAACGAUUACGAGCAGGAGCGCAAGUCGCUGGCUAUGUGGCAACGGGAAAACCGCGGCCUCGAAGCCGAGUUGAAUCAACUUAGACUUUCAAAUGAAUCUAAUCCGAUAGCUUUUGUUAUUCUCGACGGCGAUGGAGCCGUUUUUCGUGACGAGCUCUUGGCCCGAGGCGCUGAAGGUGGAACAGAUUGCGCGUUUGAGCUUUUGACUCAGAUUCGCAAGCACAUUAAAACCAUCCAUCCUGAAACGUCGAUCGACAAUUUGAAUAUCAUGGUUCAGGUUGUUGUCAAUUUCGAGGGUUUGGCCAAGACGCUUCAUGCGUCUGGUAUACUUGAAGACGGAUUCAAACAGUUGACUGCCUUUGCCCAUGCCUUUGGUCAGGCCCAAUCAUUGUUUUCGUUUAUUGAUGUUGGUCCUGGCAAGGAACGAGCGGACCAUAAAAUCCGUGAGACUUUACGUGUUAUGUCUCGUCUCUCACAAUGCAAGCACGUGAUCUUUGGACCAUGCCACGAUAAUGGUUACUUGCCCGUUCUUGAACCAUACAAGCAGGACCCUAUCGUCGGUCCUAAGCUUUCACUGCUGGAGGCCUCUCCGGCUACGCCUGGCUUCAUCCGUUUGGGCCUACCUCGCGCCAGGUUUCCCACCGUCUUUCGCCCGGACCUCAUCACCAAGACUCCUCAGAUCUCAAUUACCACCACCGGCUUGCCUAUUCGAAAUGGCGGCAUCCCAGGAUUUGGUGUUUCGAGCCCAGCCUCGAUCUUUUCUGUCAUGUCACCGGGAGCCCAGUCUAGCCCUGUCGUCCGUGACAGGCUCGGCAGCAUUGCUUCCAUGCAGCCGCUGCCUCCACCACCUUCGACAUCGUCGCCGUCCCAGUCGGUGUCUUCAGCAUCGCCAGUGCCAGCUCCUUCGAGCUACGCGAGCGUGGGUACGCCCGCCUCGGCGACGGCACCGCGCACCAUCGAUAUUGCACCCAAAAAGACAACACCUGCUUCUCUCAAGUACUAUUUUGUAAACGCUUCGUCCGAGCGACUUGAUGAGGAUCUGCCUCGUCACACCACCAUCGCCUACAAAUCAUAUAACGAUAAGAAGAACGCCAACGGCCGCAACUUCUGCAAUCGCUACCACCUGGCAGGGUACUGCGAGGAAGAGGAGCACUGCAAGUAUGAGCACGGCCCCCGCCUCAAAGGUCAGGAGUUGUUGGUGCAGAAGCACCGAGCCCGCGGUACGUACUGCGACAACGGUAUCGCUUGCGAGGAUUUUGAUUGUUAUUAUGCACACCACUGCCGAUUCGGCCGCGACUGCGGCAUUGGUGAUACAUGCAAGUUCAACGAUACCCACCACAUGGAUCUUAAACCCGUAGCAAAGAUAUAUGAGAACGGCACCAAGGAGCAUGUUUGAUCAAUUAGCAGUUUGCAAAAAACAAAAAAACAGAAACAAAAAAAAGAUACGAAGAUUUGACGUUGAUGCAAGCAACAUGCUUGCUACAAGUUAGCUCGGAAACGGGGGUGCCCCGUGACCUGUGAAAAUAACUUGCUUAUAUUUUUUUUUUAUUUUUUUUUUAUUUUUUUUGAACUUUUGGUAUCGGAUACUUUACCACCUAUGUAUUUCUUUUUGUUUUUGGUCAGAUAUGUUCGAACCCUUAAUCUGUCGCUUUUAAACAUUUUCUAGCCUCGGCCAUGUACGUGGCGGAACCAAUUCUAGUUAUUAUAAUCCUCCGACUUACUGCUGGGUUUCCGCUGUAAACGCUGGGCCUUAUCCCUUGGUUUUGGUUACAAGGUCAAUUCUUACCCUGCGUGCUGUUCGGUAUAGAAUAUUGUUACUGCCGGACAUUAGCCAAGUAUUCGAAC